CAGUAUUUAAAAGUGAUAUUGUAUUGAUAAAUAACGUUUAAUGAAUGUCAUUUGUUUAUUUUUAUAAUAAAACGGCGCAGUAUAACAAAGUGCCAACGUAGCAGUAACAACUAGUCUACACAGAACGCCUUUUACUGUACACAACAUACUUCUUAUAUCUAAAAAAUAAUAAAAAUAUUCGAAAUGAAAAAUAACAAAAUUUUAUGAAUAUUUCGGAAUUUGCGCCAGCCUCUGACGUCAUUUCUGACGAUGCUCCAAUCAGACGACAUGGAUGAAAACGCAUCCAUGCGAGCGCGCUCCAGUUGCUGGGUAUAAAGUAAACGAUGAUGCGCGAUGUAUCUUUUGGUAAUUGAUGUCGCAUGUCAAGAGAAGAGACACCGAGGAUCACUGGACUACUUUGAAGACAACACUCUCUGCUUUUGACAUGCGUGUUCUCAAUUUGGUUCUUGAAUGUCAGCAAGAGCAGAGUGAUUAAAAGUGCUCUGUAACCUCCACUCAACUCCUCCAUGAUUCAGGACACAGUGACAGAAUGACACAUCUGGGUCAUGGGAGUGCCUUUAUUUUGUAGGACUAAUCAUUGACAUUUUGGAGCUGCAGCCAAGUGACCCAUCAGAUAUUUUGUAGGAGUCAAGGUGUGCAUAUUGGUCCACAAUGAGUGCCCAAUUCGAAUCAGAUGUGUACACCAUAUCUCCUGAGAUGCCAGCCAUGUUUGACGGCAUGAAGCUGGCGGCUGUAGCCGCGGUGCUGUAUGUCAUAGUGCGGAGUCUAAAUCUGAAGAGCCCCACGGCGGCCCCUGACAUCACCUGUCAAGAUACACCUCUCAAUCGCUAUCUGCUGAAAUCUUGCCCUGUUCUUACCAAAGAGUACAUUCCCCCGCUGAUAUGGGGAAAGAGUGGACAUCUCCAAACUGCUCUUUAUGGAAAAAUGGGUCGAGUGAAGUCGCCUAGCCCCCGCGGGAUCCGUAUGUACCUGCCCAUGCAAGAUGGAGCAACUGCCACCUUUGACCUGUUUGAGUCGCAGGGCGUCCACAAGACUGGAGAUGACAUCACCAUGGUGAUCUGCCCUGGGAUCGGUAACCACAGCGAGAAGCAUUAUAUACGGACCUUUGUGGAUUAUUCCCAGAAACAAGGCUACAGGUGCGCCGUGCUCAACCAUCUUGGAGCGCUGCCAAACAUCGAGCUUACCUCCCCAAGGAUGUUCACCUACGGUUGUACUUGGGAGUUUUCAGCCAUGGUGGGUUACAUCAAACGCACAUUGCCUCAAACCCAGCUUAUCGUGGUGGGCUUCAGUCUGGGAGGGAACAUCGCCUGCAAGUUUCUGGGCGAGCAUCCCACCAAUCAGGAGCGAGUGCUGUGCUGUGUCAGCGUGUGUCAGGGAUAUAGUGCUCUAAGGGCUCAGAAGACAUUUCUACAGUGGGACCAGUGCAGGAGACUAUACAAUUUUCUUAUGGCUGACAACAUGAAAAAAAUCAUUCUGUCUCACAGGGGAAGUUUAUUUGGUAUGAGCUCAAGCAAAAUGGAGUCUGCCGACCUCAGUCACCUUUACACAGCCACUUCACUCAUGCAGAUUGAUGAUAACAUCAUGAGGAAGUUUCAUGGACACAACUCCCUCAAGGAGUAUUACGAGAAGGAGAGCUGUGUGCAUUAUAUUCACAAUAUCAAUGUUCCUCUCCUCUUGGUGAACUCCUCAGAUGAUCCUUUGGUUCAUCAGUCCCUGUUGACGAUACCUCGCACACUAGCAAAAAAGAAGCCAAACGUGGUGUUUGCGCUGACGCUUCACGGUGGCCAUCUUGGCUUCUUCGAGGGUGCUGUCCUCUUUCCUCAACCUCUUUCCUGGAUGGACAAAGUCAUAGUCAGUUACGCCAAUGCUAUCUGCCGGUGGGAGAAACAUAAGCCACAAUGCCACUAGGACCCAUAUGAGACACUGCACCACGGGGAGGCGUGUUCUGGUGUUCUUUGGAUUCAGGUUGAAUGUUUAGGUGAUGGUUUAUGGAGGUCAGACUCACCAGCGUUUUUCCUCUGACCUUCAAGGAGGACAUCAGGAACGAAGAAAAGAUAUGUAUGGGACAUAUCACGUAUGCUUGUAUCGGUGGUGUUGUUGCUGCACAUUUGCAUUUAUAGUAUGUUUAAAAAGGUUGUGGGAUACCUUGUAUAACAUUUUGCAAGAUGAAGCUUUAUAAAUGUAAAGGUGCUUAUGGUUAAAGCUAUGCAACAUGUUCAAACCAAGACAGCAACAUUUACAUGUAUGUCUGUCUUAUAAUGUUCAAAAAUUGCUUUGAAAACUGGUUUAAUAUUUAGUGAUGUUUGUACACAUUUUAAGUGUAUCAUGUGGAGAGCCUCAAUUACUUUUGUUAAGUCUUUCAGAUUGCUAAUGUUUGUUUUAUUGACAUAGAAUUAUGACAGUUAUAAAACUGUUAC
Molecule: messenger RNA, 2417 nt
Organism: Triplophysa dalaica
Lineage: Eukaryota; Metazoa; Chordata; Actinopteri; Cypriniformes; Nemacheilidae
Gene: abhd2b
Product: abhydrolase domain containing 2, acylglycerol lipase b
Exons: 11
Coding region: 652-1908 (418 amino acids)
Biological process (GO): sperm capacitation; medium-chain fatty acid biosynthetic process; medium-chain fatty acid catabolic process
Cellular component (GO): sperm plasma membrane; sperm flagellum
Molecular function (GO): monoacylglycerol lipase activity; acetylesterase activity
Source: RefSeq, a predicted model, not a curated record